CUUACGUAGUAUUCAAGAUGGCGACUUAUUACUAGGGGAUUUGGAAUUGUAAAUCCGUCAAAAAAUAAUUUUAGAUGAUUUGUAGGAAUUAAUUGAAAUAUUAUAUUAAGUAUUUUAAUUAUAAGCUAUGCCCUUGUUCGGUAAAAAGGAUUCUCAGCGUAAAAAGGAGAAAGAAACAACGAAUGUUGAAGAUAAAUAUGAAUUUAAAGAUCUACUUGGAACGGGUGCUUUUUCUCAAGUGGUGCUAGCAGAAAGCAGAGAUGAACCUGGAAGAAUGUGUGCCAUCAAAUGCAUUGACAAGAAAGCAUUGAAAGGAAAAGAAGAUUCUCUAGAAAAUGAAAUUAAAGUUCUUCGACGGUAAGUUAAGCAUUGUUUUUGAUAGAUAUGAUUUUAUUUGAAUAAUUUAAAGUUUAAAUUCAAAUUUUAUAUUUUUGAAUUAUCAUGGGUACGUUCAUAAAGUCAAACGAGUUAAAUGAGAAUGACAUCAUCGUUAUUCUUAUUUCAUUAGACUUUUUGACUGACUCGUUUAAAACUAAAUGACUGUUUUUAAAAUUGAAGAUUUAGAAUAUGAAUGUUGCUAGUGAAGCCUUAUUUGAAACAUUUUUCUUAGAUUGCUUUGGGUGAACAGUUACUUCUAUCAUUCCACCUCUUAAUUCACAAUUUAAACACUCCAGUAGAUUUAGAAACAUCGAUAUCUCCAGAUGCCAUUUUCUUAAUGAAAUAAACUUUUUCCUUCGUGAUCUUCAUUAGAGUUUCAUUCGAAACGUCAUCACCAUAGAGCAUGUGCACUAAGCAAGACUACUACUUUCUGACCGAUUCAUUACUAGCAUGUUUAACUCAUUUGACUUUACAAAUGUACCCUAUAUAUAUAUACUGUAUAUACAUAUUAGCUGAUU
Centruroides sculpturatus (bark scorpion) is the source of this 896-nucleotide messenger RNA. Its product is annotated as calcium/calmodulin-dependent protein kinase type 1-like. Lineage: Eukaryota; Metazoa; Arthropoda; Arachnida; Scorpiones; Buthidae. Gene Ontology annotation, biological process: protein phosphorylation. The transcript is spliced from 2 exons. Bases 128 to 361 code for a protein of 77 amino acids. The record is from RefSeq and is a predicted model, not a curated record. Gene Ontology annotation, molecular function: protein kinase activity; ATP binding.